GAUUCAAGAAAAGCAAUAAACCUUUCUUCAAAUUAUUCUUCUUUUUUGUUUUUCUAACAUGGUAUCAGAGCUAUAAGCUCUAAGUUCUUCUCUCUUAUCAUCGCUGUUGGGUUUUUUUUGGGGUUGGAUUUUCAAUUCCAUUCCAGAUCUGAAACUUUGUUGUUAGGAUCUCUUCUCUUACAGAUUGGAUUGUUUAUCCUCGAUUCUCAAGCCCUUUCUGAGGCCCUUUCUGAGGUAUUUUGUUGGUUUGUUAUUUUGAUCUUUGCAUCUAUUUCUUCAAAUUUUUAGAGUUUUUCAGUAUUGUGAGUUUAUAUGACGAGUUUUGAAAGGAUUGUAACUCAUGACGAGUUUUGAAAGGAUUGUAACUUAUCCUGCUACUGCUAUGGUUGCCAAAGAAGUGAUAGAACAACCUAAUGUCAACCUUGAAUCCUUAAAACAGGACCAACGGAGAGGACAACUUCUUGGAACUAGUCGCAAGGUGGGGCGUUUGUUUGAGCUCAACUAUCUGCAUAUUCCUAAUAACAAAAUGGAUACACCAUCAUUUCCAAUUGAUCGAUUCAUCCAAACCCUACUUUGUGCUGUUGAAUUAGAGUCUUUGCAAAUUCCAUAUCAACAAAUCUUCCAAGCCUGUGCUGCUACUAACAUUUCUUCUCUCCAUUUGUGGCACUCACGACUUGGACAUACCUCAGUUGGUAAACUUUGUCCAUUUAUCUCUUGUGGUUUAUUAGGAUCAGUUCCGAAUGAAUCUAUGCAUUGUGUGUCAUGUCAAUCUGCAAAGCAACCAGCUUUAUCUUUUUCAAGUAGUCAUUCUCAUUCUACUGCUCCUUUUGAUCUUGUGCAUUUUGAUGUUUGGGGUCUAUCUCCUAUACCCACCAUGGGGGGUUCCAGUGAUUCUAAUGUAGGUACAUCUAAAGAGCUCUACAAUGCCUCACCGCAUGCUCCAACUAGUUUUGUAGAAGAUGAUCUGCCUGCUGGUAAUGCAUUAGAUAAUUUUGAGCCUUCUUCUACUUCCUCGUCUGUAUCACCUGUUGAUUCUACAAAUGAGCUUGUUGUCCCAUCCUUGAGUCAUCUUACUCAGGAGUAUGGAAUCGACUAUGAGGAGACAUUUGCUCCAGUUGCUUGUCUUACAUCUAUGUGUAGUUUGCUUGCUAUUGCUGCUAUGAGGAGAUGGAAAUUGUUUUAUAUGGAUGUGAAAAAUGCUUUUCUUAAUGGUGACAUAGAAGAAGAAGUUUAUAUGAAACCAUCUCCUAGGCUCAACCAUCCUCCAAACAAGGUAUGCCGAUUGCGUCGUGCAUUAUAUGGAUUGAAGCAAUCCCCUCGAACCUGGUAUGGAAAGUUUAGUGCUACUAUAAGUGAGUUUGGUUUUACUUCUAGUCCUCAUGAUACAGCGUUGUUCAUUCGUAAGACUGCUUGGGGUAUGGUCCUUUUACUUCUUUAUGUUGAUGACAUGAUUAUUACUGGAGAUGAUGUCACAUGUGUUGAGGAGUUAAAACAAUCUCUUAGUCAGAAAUUUGAGAUGAAAGAUCUUGGUGUUCUAAGCUAUUUUUUGGGGCUUGAAGUGACCUUUUCACAUGAUGGCUACAUGCUUUCUCAAGUAAAGUAUGCCUCCGAUCUUGUUUCUAAAGUUGAACUCAAUGAUGGUAAAAGUGUUUCUACACCUCUUGAACCUAAUGUCAAGCUUACACCUAUGGAUGGCUUUCCACUUUCUGAUCCUACUCGCUAUCGGCAAUUGGUUGGUAGUCUGGUUUAUCUUACUACGAUACGCCCUGAUAUAGCAUAUGCAGUUCAUAUUGUUAGGAACAUUAUUUCAUGGACUCCAUUUUCUACCAACUCCUCCCCUGUGCUUCGCGCUUACUCUGAUGCUAAUUGGGCUGGUGAUCCUUUUGAUCGUAGAUCUACCACUGGUUAUUGUCUUUUCCUUGGUAAUUCUCUUAUCUCUUGGAGGAGUAAGAAACAAACUAUUCCAUCUCGCUCUAGUACUGAAGCUGAGUAUAGAGCUCUCGGGGAUACCACAUCAGAACUUUUGUCAUUGCGGUGGCUUCUUGAAGAUAUGGGCAUUCCUCAACCUUCUUCUACUGAUUUAUAUUGUGAUAAUCAAAGUGCUAUGCAGAUUACUCAUAAUGAUGUCUUUCAUGAACACACUAAACACAUUGAGGUUGAUUGUCACUUUAUUCGCCAUCAUGUUGCACAAGGAAUUGUUCAUUUGGUUUUCAUUGGCUCCGCUGAUCAAUUGGCAGACCUCUUUACCAAGGCUCAUUUUCCUGGAUGCUUUCGUACUCUUCUUUCCAAACUCAAGUUGGUUUCAUCACAACCACCUUGAGUUUGAAGGGGGAUGAUAAGAUGUGAACACAAUUAUGUUUAGAAUUAUUGUGAAUAUUUUAUACUUUAGAAUAUUCUCUUUAUAUAUUUUAUACUUUAGAAUAUUCUAUUUAUAUACUUUAUACCUUAGAAUAUUCUCUUUGUAAACACCUAUAUAUAGGUCAUUGUACAUACAAAAUGAUUCAAGAAAAGCAAUAAACCUUUGUUCAAAUUAUUCUUCUUUUCUGUUUUCCCAACAGUUGUUCAGAGAGGAAAUGGCUACCGCAAAGGUUGCAGCACUUACUCAUCAACCCUCCUUCUUGGGAAUGUUAUUCCUAGUUUUGCUUUUCACUUCAGGUACAGUUUCUCUAUUUUGAUUUUAUAAACACAGGUUAAUGGU
This is a messenger RNA of Rubroshorea leprosula, 2698 nucleotides long. The record is from the annotation of a GenBank genome assembly. NCBI's taxonomy places the organism in Eukaryota, Viridiplantae, Streptophyta, Magnoliopsida, Malvales, Dipterocarpaceae.